UGAGAUGCAAAAUUGACUUCCGUGCUGGAGAUGGACCUUGGGGUUGAACAAAGGGCAGAAAGCCCCACUCCCAUGGAAUCCCCUGUUGAUGAGCUGCCACCCACUGAGGAAGAACAGGGGGAGCCAGAAGGCUCUCUGGUAGAGCUCCUUAAGACUGAGGCCUUACACCUCAAGAAGAAAGACCAAAGCGCUACCUCUGGAAUAAACUAUGAAGAGGGUAGUAAUGCUGGAAGAAGCUCAGAAGGUAACACUGCUGCCUUUGGUUCUGCAGCUGAAAGAAAUGUGACAAAGAAGGGCCCAGGAAAGGAUCAAAGUUGGUCUGACAAAGUGAUAGCAGGAAUGACCAAAAUCGGAAUCUUAAAAAAGGAAGAAAAAACAGAAACUCCUUUAGAAGGACCUGAGAAGGGAAAGCUGUCUGCUAUUGCAAAUCAGAAUGUGAAAAAAAGAACGCAUAACCAAACAAAGAAACAGAGAAACUGGGAAGUUAAGCAAAGCCAAGUGAGUUAUGAAGAUGGUGUUACAGUAUUUUUCCAUGCCAUACUGUCUAAGGACUUCAAAGGAGAGUCUGAGGAGCCUAGAGUCUUCAUUAGGGCAGAAGGCAUUUCUGGAUAUAAUGAUUGGGAAGACAAUAUCUGUGAGCUGGUUUGCACAAAGGAUGUUGGUAAACAUAAACAUCUAAUCGAAGGUUGUGUCACCAUUUCAAUGGACAACUUGGAUAAACAAAUUCCCUAUAAAUAUUAUGUGGUAUGUGGCGAGGAAGGAGAGUAUGAAGUUAUUCCCAAAGAGUCUCCAGAGGGAAUCCAUGUGAAUCGCUGUUUAUUUAUACAGUUCAAGUAUUUAAGUGGUACAGAUUGGCAUCAGUUUGAUGAUAUAAUAUGUAAAGAAUCCUCUUUAAGCAGAUGGAAUAAAAAUGCCAAUAUUGUGAAAAGGAAGAAAAAGGCUUUACAAAUAAUGCUGGAUAGUCUGCUCUCUAUAUUGAAUACCUUGACUUCUUGCAAUGUCGAGAACUUCUUCCAGCAAUUUAAUCAGUUUUACUUGGUGAAUAAGAAGCUAAUGGUACACGAGGGAGAGCCAAAGGAAUGGACAGAUUUACAGUUUGAUGAAAAGCAGCAAGUUCAUCAGUGGCUGUGGACAAUCCCAGUUCUUCAUCUCUUUACUGAUUUUGAAUACAUCCAAGAGAAUGCUCAACUUGAAUCUGAAGACGCAUGGGCAAGGUUGAAAGGUCUUCCCUUUGUUAAAUAUAGGAUUGAUGAAGAAAAAAAGGGUUCUGAGAAGUAA
Messenger RNA from Podarcis raffonei (Aeolian wall lizard), 1278 nucleotides. RefSeq names its product E3 ubiquitin-protein ligase RNF213-like. The transcript is spliced from 7 exons. Lineage: Eukaryota; Metazoa; Chordata; Lepidosauria; Squamata; Lacertidae. The record is from RefSeq and is a predicted model, not a curated record. The coding region runs from base 31 to 1278 and encodes 415 amino acids.